Messenger RNA from Siniperca chuatsi (mandarin fish), 6670 nucleotides. It is a transcript of the gene pde1a, whose product is annotated as phosphodiesterase 1A, calmodulin-dependent. Bases 542 to 3217 code for a protein of 891 amino acids. Gene Ontology annotation, biological process: signal transduction. The record is from RefSeq and is a predicted model, not a curated record. Lineage: Eukaryota; Metazoa; Chordata; Actinopteri; Centrarchiformes; Sinipercidae. The transcript has 17 exons. Gene Ontology annotation, molecular function: 3',5'-cyclic-nucleotide phosphodiesterase activity.
GGAGGUGGUGAGGAGGAGGAGGAGGAGGAGGAGGAGGAGGAGGAGGGAGGUCUGUCAGCUGCAGGAUUCCAUCACUCUUAGCAACCGUUAUUGAGUUACCACGGAAACGCUCUGCGAUGUUCUCUGCUUCUCCUUUGUCCUCCUCCAUCUCUUCUCUCUCUCUCCCUCUCUCUCGCUCCAUCCUGUCUUUAUUGCUGGUCGGCUUCCUCCUUGCGUUGCUACGGCGAUGCUCUGGGACAUUCAGCUGGAUCAUUUUGCAGCCGCAGUGCCGGAGCGCAGAGCUCAACUCUUAGCUGUGAACUGCUGAAGGAAGUCGUCAGCCGAUCGCCUCGUUUACUUGUCGGUGUUUGAGCGACUAAAAGAUGCGGUCAUUCCGUUCCUGCUUUUCAACUUUUUAACAAAACCCUACUUUGUCUUGUGACCUUUAACUCGCUGUAAAGGAUCCGAUCAGAUCAUCAUUUUGGAUUGGCCGAGCUGUCAGGUGACAUCACAGGAAGUUGGAUGAAGUUCCAUCAAACCCAAAGGCUCUCCGCUGUGAUCGAUGUUUUCACAACUCCGCCAGUCUGAGAGACGUCCGGACGCUUCACAGAGACCAAACUCCGCCCACCUCCUUCUCCUCAUCCACCACGCCGAGAUGAACGAGGAGGCGCUGGAGGCUGAGGAGCAGGAGCAGCAGGAGAAGGAGGAGGUGCAGCAACAGGAGGUGCAGCAACAGGAGGGAGAGCAGGAGGAGGAAGAGGUGCAGCAACAGGAGGUGCAGCAGGAGGAGGAAGAGGUGCAGCAACAGGAGGUGCAGCAACAGGAGGGAGAGCAGGAGGAGGAAGAGGUGCAGCAACAGGAGGGAGAGCAGGAGGAGAAGAUGCACCAACAGGACGUAAAACAGGAGGAGUUGGAGUCGGAGGAGGUGCAGCAGGAGGAGGGGGUGCUACAGAGAGAAGAGGAGCUGGAGGAGGAGACGCAACAGGAAGAGGAGGUGCAACAUGAGGAAGAGGUGCAACAGGAGCAGGAGGAGGGACAGACUGAGGAGCAUCAGCAGACUGAGGAGGUGCAGCAGCAGGAGGAGGGACAGACUGAGGAGCAUCAGCAGACUGAGGAGGUGCAGCAGCAGGAGGAGGGACAGACUGAGGAGCAUCAGCAGACUGAGGAGGUGCAGCAGCAGGAGGAGGGACAGAAGGAGGAGGAGAUGCAACAGGAGCAGGAGGAGGUGCAGCAGACUGAACAGGAGCAGGUGGAGGAGGAGGAGCAGCAGAUUGAGGAGCUGCAGCAGACUGAGGAGGAGGAGUCGCAGCAAAAGGAGGUGCAGACCGAGGAGAUGUCACAGACUGAGGAAGAGAAGACGGAGGUGCAGCAGCAGACUGAACAGGAGCAGCAGUUUGAGGAGGAGCAGCAGCAGACUGAGGAGGUGCAGGACUUUGAGGACGCUCUGGAGCAGAACCACAACAACCAGGUCCUGCUUCGGCUGAGAGGAAUGCAGAAAUAUAAAAGUACAUCGCAGAGGCUGAAGGGGGUCCUGGAGCAGAUGGACCGCGGCGUCGUGGACCUGCAGGAACUCCGCAGGAACCUGGAGCUCGCCGCUGCGAUGUUGGACGCUGUUUACACUGACGAGACCAAGCGUCUGCUGGACACUGAGGACGAGCUCAGCGACUUGCAGGCGGAGUCAGUGCCCAGCGAAGUACGUGAUUGGCUGGCAUGUACCUUCAGCAGGAAGAUGGGCGUGGCCAAGCGUCGUCCCGAGGAGAAGCCGAGAUUCAGGAGCAUUGUCCAUGCAGUGCAAGCUGGGAUAUUUGUAGAGAGGAUGUACAGACGGACGUCCAACAUGGCUGGUCUGACCUACCCUCCCACGGCUUUGACAGCUCUGAAGGAAGUGGAUCAGUGGUCGUUUGAUGUUUUCUCCUUCCACAAGGCCACCGGAGACCACGCCCUCAAGUUCCUGGUCUACGACCUGCUGACCCGCUAUGACCUCAUCAACAGGUUCAGGAUCCCGGUGCAGGCUCUGGUGCAGUUUGUGGAAGCUCUGGAGAACGGCUACAGCAAACACAGGAACCCCUACCACAACCUGAUCCACGCCGCUGAUGUCACCCAGACCGCCCACUUCCUGAUGCUGCACACUGGACUGAUGCACUGGCUCAGCGAGCUGGAGAUUCUUGCGAUGGUUUUUGCUGCAGCGAUUCACGACUUCGAACACACAGGAACCACCAAUAACUUCCACAUCCACACCAGGUCGGAGGUGGCCAUCCUGUACAACGACAGGUCGGUGCUGGAGAACCAUCACGUUAGCGCCGCCUACAGGCUGAUGGCAGAGGAGGACAUGAACAUCCUGGUCAACCUGAACAAGGACGACUGGAGGGAGCUGAGGGCUCUGGUGAUAGAGAUGGUGAUGUCCACGGACAUGUCCUGUCACUUCCAGCAGAUCAAGACCAUGAGGAACGCUCUGACACAGACACUCAGUAUAGACAAAGUGAAGGUUUUGUCUCUGAUGCUUCACGCUGCAGAUAUCAGUCAUCCAGCCAAAGCCUGGCCACUGCAUUACCGCUGGACUCACAGCCUGAUGGAGGAGUUCUUUAGACAGGGAGAUAAAGAGGUGGAACUCGGCCUUCCCUUUUCUCCUCUCUGUGACCGCAAAGCCACCAUGAUCGCCCAAUCACAGAUAGGUUUCAUAGACUUCAUCGUGGAGCCGACUUUCAGCGGUCUGAUCGACACGACGGAGAAGGUGAUUGGUCCUCUGAUAGAAGAGGACAGGAAGGCCAGAGAGACCGGAAACAGGAGGUCCAGUCUAACAGGAAGUGGUUCGGUUACUGUGGAGUCGGUGCAGAGACACAGUAGUGGUCGCUAUGGGAACAGUGAUGAUGGACAGAUGGACUUUUCCCUGACGGCCAUCGACCUGCCGGCUCUGAGGCUCCACCUAUCCGGCGUCAUCACCAGCAACAAGGACAGAUGGAAAGAGCUAUCUGUGCACGAGCUGGCUAAUAAGGAGCAAGAGGAACAAGAGGAAGUGGAGUCUAAUGUCAACUCUGACGUCACAUCCUCACCCAAUCACAGCGUCCCUGAUGGACACACCUCUGACCAAUCACAGAACUCAGACGGCUCCCCUCCUGAUGAAACACACAACGACAAGUCACCUGACCACAUGCCUGCAGAUCACCUGACCUGGAACGGGGCGGGGCCAGGGGAGGAGAAGGAGGAGGACGAUGAUGAAGAAGUGCCUGAAAAUGCCUGAUGACGCUCCUCGGCGAGCUCACCACUGUAUCUGACUGUGGCAAAUCACCAUGGCAACAGGCGGCGCGGUGCAGUGACAACGAGAGUUCAGACUCUUCUGUUUAAACACAGCAGCUGACUCAAUGGCCCCUCACUGGCCCCCCAAAGGGCCACCAGACCUUCUGUUUACAACUGACCAUGAAAAUAUCACAUUCAAAGUGACAACAUUCAUCAGAUUACAGCUUCUUAGCAGCUUCAUGGUCCAUUCACAGUAGUGACAGUGUUUUGUGAUUUUAUUAGAGACUCAGAGGAAUAAUAGUGUGUGGGAAACAAGUGGGAAUAUCAAAAUUUAAAUAAAAAUAAAGACAGACGGGUGAAAACCAAAGAGCAUUCAGUGGCUGAAGCAUUCCUGUUCAUGGCUAAGGCAGGCUGAAUGUCCGUUAUCUGGAGGAAUGAGACAUGGAGCUGUUAAAAAGCAGUUGUGGAGGUUUUGUUAAUGAAGCUGAGAACAGCGACGGUUUUGUUGUUAAACACCUCCUAUAAUACGUUAUGUGUGUGAAGAGAGAUUUCUGCUCUGUUCUGGGUUCAAAUUAUCAAGCAUGUUGUGCUUCUGGCCCCAAUAUGUGAUGUUAGAGCUGUCAAAGAAUAGCCAAUAAAGAGCUGUUGUUAGCCACAGACAUUCAUGGUUCCCAGAGGAUGUAUCAUAGACUUGAUCCCCUGACUUUUCCUCUAGCGCCACCAAGAGGUUGUUUUUCCCUUGGAAGUUGUUAAGACAUAUCACUAAUAACCACAAAAACCAGAGACUGGAGCACACUGAUAGAUUUGCAGCCUUUAAUUGUGCAAACAGACUAAUUCUGUUUCGACACAUACUGCGUCUUCAUCAGAGUCAAAAAUGUCUCAACAACUAUCGGAUGGAUGCCAUGAAAUUAGUUUCAGGCAUUCAUGCCCCCCGCAGGAUAAACUGUAAUAACUUUCGUGAUCCUUUAGCUUUUCGUCUAGCGCCAUCAUCAGGUCAACAUUUUGUCCAAAAUUUGACCAAAUACCUGCAAAACUAAUGACAUUCUCUUCAGCCUCAGCUGUGCUUUGUGCUUAGUGCUAAACACGCUAAACUAAGAUCAAAGAUGCUCUAUAACAAAGACAACGCAUUGCAGGCAGCGCCAAUGGCAUGAAAUGGUAUACACUUCCUGUCUCCUAAGUACUCGUGGCCGACUCUCCCCAGUUAAAUAAUAAUAAAUAAUAGUAUUAUUAAGCAAAGAAACACAAGUUUUAACUUUUAAGUCUUGGUUUUAUGUCUAAGUCCCUUUAGAUUUCUGUUUAUCCGAUGGUAAAGCGACGUUGGCAGCACUGCAGUGAAACCAGACCGACGGUUAGAGAACAGAUGUUGCCAGAUCUCGCGAGAGCGUGUGGUUGAGACAGAGACAGGUCUCGAUCAAAGUUAGUUUUCUCCUGAUUUGUCUGUCUGAAAAAUGGGUCCGAUAUUUACUUCGGUGACUAUGGGGCGAAAGAAUCGGUCACAAUCUGUGCUCACGUUCACUUGUGAACAGACUCAGGAGCCGUCUCCCUGCUAUACCUGCUAAACAUCAGCAAGCUUUACUGUUGUGAACAUGUUAGCAUGCUGAAGUUAGCAUUUAGCUCAGUAGAGUAGAGACUCAUAGAGCUGCUAGCAUGACUGUAUGACUUGGUUAUUUAUAGGAGGGUAAAACUGGCACUUUUUUUGCAGUACAAUCUUAAACGUGUGUUCAGACUGAACGCAAAGCAUCUUUCAGAGACGAUGCGAGAAAGCCAAUCAAAAGAUGUGUGCGUGAGCAACUCACUCACUCAAGUUGAUGCAAACUGAUGUCUGUGCAAGUUGAAAAUGUUUCAACGCGACAAAAAAAAAACAACCCUGUACGUGUGUGACUCAGCUUCAUGACCGUUAAAGGAGCAGUGUGCAGGAUUUAGUGGCAUCUAGCGGUGAAAUUACACAUCGCAACCAUUUGAAUACAGUUCGCAUCACCCUCCCUUUCCAAGCGUGUAGGAGAAACUACGAUGGCAGCGAAAGUUGCAAAAAACACGAACGGCCCUUUCUAGAGUCGGUGUUUGGUUUGUCCGUUCUGGGCUACUGUAGAAACAUGGCGGUGCAACAUGGCGGCCUCCGUGGAAGGGGACCCGCUCCCUCUGUAGAUAUAAACGGCUCAUUCUAAGGUAACGAAAACACAACGAUUCUUAUUUUCAGGUGAUUAUACACUAAUGAAAACUUACUUAAAUAUUAUAUUCCAUUUCUGCCAAUAGCUCCUCCUAAAUGUUACAUGCUGGAGCUUUAAGUUACGCUGGAAAAAGAAAUCUCAGCGUGUUCAGAAUCAUGUGAGCUUGACCAAAAGGAGCGCAACCACCCAUAAAUCUGCGUUCAGCUUGUUAAAAGUUUCUCUUGUUUAAUUUGCAUGAAUUUGGCUGCUGGAGUGUUUUUUCAUUCCAUGUGAAAAUGGCCACGGUACAGUGCUAGCUGUGAUUGUUAGCUAGCUAGCAAUAUGUACCAAAUGUGUGUGUGUCACGGUCAAACCCCUCCAGAAAGUGGCUCAGCAAAGUUCAUCGGUGCGUCCUUGUGAAAAAGGUGACGCUAGAAGCCUGGUGACGUAGUGACUAUUCGCAGCGCUAGUUGGUGAAGUAGCUGGCGAGUGAACCCCUAACAUGAUAGCCAGACAAGAAUUUGCUAGCGCUAGUCAGUCACAAUAGCUUUUUAAAGACACAGUGAAAAACAAAAACAUUUCCCAAGUUCUCAUCCUGUGUCCCUGUUUUCAUUUAGUAUUUUUACAUCAAAAUGACUAUCCUCUUCCUGUAAAACAUACUAUUUUUGAUGACUCGUCCUGAAUUUGGGGGCAUUUAUCCAAUCAAAUAUGAUGUGGGGAGACUAGCUAGCCCCACCCACCAUACAGCCAGUUAGCUUGUGGGUCAUAGUAGCUAGCAGAGCAAUCAUAGUUAUUACAGUAGGAGGUGUGUGUUUAGAUGUCAGUUGGCAAAACCUUUGUUUACAUUUCCAAAGAACGUGGUUGAUGAUUGAUUUAUUCAUUAUUCAGCUCUUUAUCGCUCAGACACUUUUAAGGGAUUCAAUCAAAUCCCUCACGUAACUAUAUCCUGCCCACAUAUUCCAAGUUACUCGAAAAUAUUUCACAUUACAGGAGUUAAAGAUGCAGCUUCACUGUGACUUUAAGAGAUGUAUUUGGUCCACUGACUCUUGUCUCAUAACUUGACUCUUUUGUGGAGCAGAGCAGGGUUACAUCAAAGCGGACGAAAAGCUGGAAUAAAGUUUGUUAUUAAUGUAACGUCAAACUGACCUAACCUGUACCUGCUGUGACAUCACUGAUUGGGGUGUGGCCAGAGGUUAAACAUGUUUGACAGUUUGAACCCACAGAGAGCAGAGCAGCAGCAGUGAAUCAGUGUGGAUUUCUAACCUUUAAAAGGUCCAGUGUGGAGGAUUUAGUGGCAUCCAGCGGUGAAA